This is a messenger RNA of Gastrolobium bilobum, 2232 nucleotides long. Its product is annotated as heat shock cognate 70 kDa protein 2-like. The record is from RefSeq and is a predicted model, not a curated record. NCBI's taxonomy places the organism in Eukaryota, Viridiplantae, Streptophyta, Magnoliopsida, Fabales, Fabaceae. Gene Ontology annotation, biological process: protein refolding; cellular response to unfolded protein. Gene Ontology annotation, molecular function: heat shock protein binding; ATP hydrolysis activity; misfolded protein binding. The transcript has 2 exons. The coding region runs from base 67 to 2010 and encodes 647 amino acids. Gene Ontology annotation, cellular component: cytoplasm.
CUGAACUCUUUCUUCUUUAUCUCUGUCUCUCUCAAUUUUCCAAGGCUUAAAGUUUCGUUGGAGAAUAUGGCCGCAAAAGGUGAAGGACCGGCGAUCGGAAUCGACCUCGGCACCACCUACUCCUGCGUCGGAGUGUGGCAACAUGACCGCGUUGAGAUCAUCGCUAAUGAUCAGGGGAAUCGUACGACGCCGUCUUAUGUUGCCUUUACCGACACCGAAAGGUUGAUCGGGGAUGCCGCUAAGAACCAGGUCGCCAUGAACCCACUCAACACCGUUUUCGAUGCGAAGAGGUUAAUUGGUAGGAGAGUUAGCGAUUCUUCUGUUCAGAGUGAUAUGAAAUUGUGGCCAUUCAAGGUUGUUGCUGCUGCUGGUGACAAACCCAUGAUUGGUGUUAACUACAAGGGUGAGGAGAAGCUAUUUGCUGCGGAGGAAAUCUCGUCUAUGGUCCUAACAAAGAUGCGGGAGAUUGCAGAGGCUUACCUUGGGUCAACUGUGAAGAAUGCUGUUGUAACUGUGCCUGCUUACUUCAAUGACUCUCAGCGUCAAGCUACCAAAGAUGCCGGUGUUAUUGCUGGCCUCAAUGUCAUGAGAAUAAUAAAUGAGCCAACUGCCGCAGCUAUUGCCUACGGCCUUGAUAAGAAAGCUACAAGUGUUGGUGAGAAGAAUGUCCUGAUCUUCGAUCUCGGAGGUGGAACUUUUGAUGUUUCUCUCCUCACCAUCGAGGAGGGUAUCUUCGAAGUUAAGGCCACAGCCGGAGACACUCACCUUGGAGGUGAGGACUUUGAUAACAGAAUGGUGAACCACUUUGUACAGGAAUUCAAGAGGAAGAACAAAAAGGACAUUAGCGGAAACCCAAGAGCCCUGAGGAGGUUGAGAACUGCUUGUGAGAGAGCGAAGAGGACGCUCUCAUCCACUGCUCAGACCACCAUUGAGAUAGAUUCUUUGUUUGAGGGUAUUGACUUCUAUUCAACAAUCACUCGGGCUAGGUUUGAGGAACUCAACAUGGACCUUUUUAGGAAGUGUAUGGAACCUGUGGAGAAGUGUCUUAGGGAUGCUAAGAUGGACAAAAGCACUGUUCAUGAUGUUGUCCUUGUUGGUGGCUCUACUAGGAUUCCUAAAGUUCAGCAGCUGCUGCAGGACUUCUUCAAUGGGAAGGAACUGUGUAAGAGCAUCAACCCUGAUGAAGCCGUUGCUUAUGGAGCUGCUGUCCAGGCAGCUAUAUUAAGUGGCGAAGGCAAUGAAAAGGUUCAAGAUUUGUUGCUUUUGGAUGUCACCCCCUUGUCUCAAGGUUUGGAGACUGCUGGAGGUGUCAUGACUGUAUUAAUUCCACGGAACACUACGAUUCCUACUAAGAAGGAACAAGUAUUCUCUACAUACUCUGAUAACCAACCUGGUGUCUUGAUUCAAGUUUAUGAGGGUGAGAGAGCAAGAACUAAGGAUAACAACUUGCUGGGUAAAUUCGAGCUUUCAGGCAUUCCUCCAGCUCCCCGUGGUGUUCCUCAAAUCACUGUUUGCUUUGAUAUUGAUGCUAAUGGUAUCUUGAAUGUCUCUGCCGAGGACAAAACCACUGGGCAGAAGAACAAGAUUACCAUUACCAAUGACAAAGGAAGAUUGUCAAAGGAAGACAUUGAGAAGAUGGUUCAAGAAGCAGAGAAAUACAAGUCUGAAGAUGAGGAGCACAAGAAGAAGGUUGAGGCGAAGAAUGCCUUGGAGAACUAUGCCUAUAACAUGAGAAACACCAUAAAGGAUGAGAAGAUCAGUUCAAAGCUUUCCUCGGAAGACAAGACAAAGAUUGAGAAUGCAAUUGAGCAGGCCAUUCAAUGGCUUGAUGCCAAUCAACUUGCUGAAGCUGAUGAAUUUGAAGACAAGAUGAAGGAACUUGAGAGUUUAUGUAAUCCUAUUAUAGCCAAAAUGUAUCAAGGCGGGGCUGAUGUAGGUGGUGAUGUGAAUGAUGAUGCUCCACCUGCAAGUGGUAGCGGUGCUGGCCCCAAGAUUGAGGAGGUUGACUAAAAUGGAUUUGUUAGGCAUUGGUAGAAAAUGAUGCGUAUUAGUAUUUGUUUUUUUGUUUGGUUAUGGCUAUUAUAGAAUUUUGCUUUCAUAAAUUGAUUGCUGAUUUUAAUUUGUCAUUGGUUUUGAUAAUUGAAAAACUGUCAGCUGUUAUCAAAAAAAAAAAAAAAACUGUCAGCUCAUUAUUACCCUGGAUCAUGUAAUUUUAGAUUAGAUUUUGCUAUA